AUGUCAUCAGCAGAAGUAGAUGAUGAAGGAGAUUUGUACGAACUGUCUCUCAUAGAACUGAUAAUAUGGUGUAUUCUAUAUGCCAUCAUAGCUCUCAUGGCUGUUGCGGGAAACUUUUUGGUCAUCUAUGUGACACUGACGAAAUUAAGGACACGCUCAAUCACCACAUAUUUCAUUAUAAAUUUAGGAUUUGCUGAUCUUUUAACUGGUAUCUUUGCUAUCCCAUUCAAGUUUCAAGCUGCACUAUUUCAAGAAUGGUUCUUGCCUUCAUCUUUAUGUCAAAUUGUGCCGUACACCGAGACAGUUUCAUUAUCUGUUUCUGUGUUCACACUGACUGCAUCGGCUAUCCAUGAAUUUCGUACAAUCUUCUUUCCGAAGCACAAACGAAUGUCAAGUCACAGCGCUCGAUUUCUUGUUAUUGUCAUAUGGUUAAUAGCUGGUAUAGUAUCAUUACCUCAUGGCUUAUUUCAUCGUGUCUAUGUCAUGGAAGAUGAUACAACCAAUCUUACUAUAUCACAAUGUCGGCCCGUUUAUGCGGAAGAUGAUUGGUGGAAGAUGUAUAAUGUGUAUUUGACAAUCAUUCAUUACUUCGUACCCAUGAUUAUACUUGAUUCAGCUUAUACAAUGAUAGCUAUUAAGAUAUGGUCCACUACUGUAGGUGGUAGUUCAAUCGAUAAUCGACAACAGAACGUAUCGAGUGAGAUGUCCAAUCGAAAGUUAAUGAAGAUGCUGAUGAUCGUUGUCGCAUGUUUUUCACUCUGCUGGUUUCCAUUAGAAACUUAUCUGUUACUCAACGAAAUUAAACCGGAAAUUAAUGGAUGGAAGUAUAUCAAUGUGCUUUUCUUCUGCUCUCAUUGGCUGGCUAUGUCCAACUCUUGCUUGAAUCCAAUCAUUUAUGGGCUGUACAAUAACAAAUAUAAGAAAGAGUAUAAACGAGUGUUUGGACGGUUGAUUUGUCGAAAAUAUGAUGAUCAUCAUUCAAUUGAAGAACAUCAGAAGACGAUUGAAGCCGAAUUUGCUGCAAAUGUUGUUCAGCGCUCUUGGCUUAAUCCUUAUGCAUCCGAAGGAGUUGUACCCUAUUAUACGGAAACUUUCCAGGUUAUUUUUCUUUCAAAUCCAAAUGACGCCCACAUUUUUCGCCAAAAGUUCAAAAAGUCAUUUAGCAUAGUUGUCCCACUAGAAGAUGCUGGUGAGAAGAAGAAUGGUGACAAUUGUCAAUUACUUAACAAUAAUAGUUCGAGUAAAUGCCAUUUGAACGGAAAAAAGGAAAAUGGAGAUGACGGGCGGAUGCCUUUAGCCGAUGACGAUGAAGAAGAUGAGCAUGGAGACCAACGUGUUCUCUCCAUGAUGGCCGUUUCAUUAUGA
Messenger RNA from Auanema sp. JU1783, 1365 nucleotides. Lineage: Eukaryota; Metazoa; Nematoda; Chromadorea; Rhabditida; Rhabditidae. The record is from the annotation of a GenBank genome assembly.